Messenger RNA from Xenopus laevis (African clawed frog), 1604 nucleotides. Its product is annotated as serine protease 27-like. The record is from RefSeq and is a predicted model, not a curated record. Bases 101 to 1117 code for a protein of 338 amino acids. The transcript is spliced from 5 exons. Lineage: Eukaryota; Metazoa; Chordata; Amphibia; Anura; Pipidae.
CUUUUUCUUAUCUAGAGGUGCACCAGUGACUGGCUGACAUGGUGGGUUGAUAGAUUAAAUAAUCUAAACUGCCAGAUUCAGGAACCUACCGAUAUCCACAAUGCAUGAGUAUUGGUCAAGCGUGGCGGAGCACCAUACAUGUAGACUAAAUUGUGUGUGUAUGGUCAGCUUUAUAUCUAGCCUAAACAAUAUACAACCUCCUUAUAAUUUAACAAUGACUGAUAUAGUAAAGUAUUUCUGUACAAAUACAGCAGGGAUAUUAACAGCCUUUUAUUCAUCCUCUUCAGGUCCCUCAUAUAUCGGAGCAUAUUCAGGAUGUGGCAAGCCCACAACAAACCGUAUUGUGGGUGGCCAGAACACUGUGCCGGGAGAGUUUCCUUGGCAGUUGAGUUUGAGGAAGCAAGGGAUGCAUAUCUGUGGGAGUUCUCUGAUCGAUAGCCAGUGGGCCAUCAGUGCUGCUCAUUGUUUUGCAAGGCCCAUCUUCCUCUCAGAUUACAAAGUGAAUCUUGGUGCAUACCAACUCUCAGUGCCUUCUGGGAUUUUUGUGGAUGUGGCUGCUGUUUACAUUCACCCCACAUUUAGGGGUCCCAGUUCAAGUGGAGAUAUCGCUUUAAUCAAGCUAGCAAAUCCUGUGCCAUUUACGGACUAUAUCAUUCCUGUUUGUAUUCCAACCCCAAAUGUUUUCUUUCCCAAUGGAAUGAAUUGCGUUGUAACUGGAUGGGGCACCAUCAGCCAACAAGUGAGUCUUCCAUAUCCACGGACUUUACAAAAGGUCCAGGUUCCUAUUAUAGGUCGUGCUCCCUGUGAUCAAAUGUACCACAUUGACAAUCCUUCCCUGUCAGCCUCUCAGAGCAUAAUACUGUGGGAUAUGAUCUGUGCAGGAUACAAGACUGGCAAGAAGGAUUCAUGUCAGGGUGAUUCUGGAGGUCCCCUUGUUUGCCAUUGGAAUGGGUCAUGGCUUCUCGCUGGAAUAGUGAGCUGGGGCUUUGGCUGUGCUCUCCCAAACAGGCCAGGUGUCUACACCAGCGUCACCACAUAUUCCACGUGGAUUAAGGCAUACAUUCCCAGUCUCCAGCUAACACAAGCACAAAUCCCAGUGCCUUACAACAGGGGGUAAUUGCCUUUGUCCUUGGGAAUCCUCAUCUACUCACUGCUACUGUACCAACUUCUGUAAUGUCAUCUGAGCUAAUGUCUUCAUUACUGGGACUUUGCUUCUUCUGUUUAUCUUUUGGAAUUCUUAAUGCAAUUUGAAUUUGAAUGUGAAUGUGCAACCCCCCACAAAAUUUCACAUUUAAUUGUUGCUUACUGGCAAAACUGGUCAACUUUAAUUUUGCCCAUAGCAUCCAAUCAGCAAUUACAUUUAAUUGGUCUACUAUGAAUUAGAAAAUUAAAGCAUAGAUCUUAUUGGUUGAUAUGAGCAACCAAACUGGUGUCAUUGAGCACCUAUCUAUAUAUAAAGUGAAUAUAAAAUAUUCCUGACACCAUAAAAUGAGGCAGUGAAUUUCUAUUGCCACUAAUGCUUUAACUUGUUCCUCUGACUAAUUAGGGGUCAUACGAUUUAUAUGAUAAAUCACAUACUAGCAUUACUAUGCCAUUCUAUUGUU